Plasmodium vivax (malaria parasite P. vivax) is the source of this 2379-nucleotide messenger RNA. Its product is annotated as Pfs77, putative. The record is from RefSeq and is a predicted model, not a curated record. Bases 556 to 2379 code for a protein of 607 amino acids. The transcript has 3 exons. NCBI's taxonomy places the organism in Eukaryota, Apicomplexa, Aconoidasida, Haemosporida, Plasmodiidae.
CUGCACAAGAAAACCUGUGCAGGCAAAUGUGCACACACAAAGCGGCCGAACCGGAGUUCCAAAAAAAAACAAGCAGCAACGGAAACAAAAACAUGAGUUAACGAGUUGGCCCUAUAGACAGGACAAGACGUGAAAGAGUUCCCAACAUCGUCGAUCCGUCUGCAUGAACUUUUACACUUUAAACUCGAAUGAGUAUCAUUUCUACGCGCAAGUUGUCACUUUUUUUUUUUUUUUUCUGUUUUUGUUUUUUCUUCUUCACAUUGCUCGAACUUUUGUCUGUAAUUUUUAAGGAAAAAUCAUCAUUGUUUUCCUCCCCAGGUGGUGACACACCAAUCAAUCGCACACUGAGGAGAAGCGUGCAACUGCUCAGCAACCCAACUGAUGUAGCAUAUUUGUAAUUUUUGUUAAUUAUAUCCCUUUUUUGUAAAAGAAGUCGAGCUCGAGGAGCAGCUGUUAAUAGAUUAUUGGCGCUCCACCCAACCCAUCCUGCAACAUUUGCAUCUUUCGCAAGAUCGCUCAGCAGACGAAUCCCAAUUUUCGGAAAAACACAACAUUAUGGAGCGAAAACAAUGCGCGCUUUUUUUUAGAGACUGUUGCAAAGAAAGGAAUGACUCUCCCCCGAAGAGCAACCACCAGGCGAGUGAACACGAUGAGAUGUACUACGAAGGAGAAACCCAACAGGUGUAUGAACAGGUGGAAGAAAGACCAGUCAUAAAUGUAAAAGGAGACCAGCCAGUCUUUAACAUACCAGUAUAUCAAGACAAGUACAUCAGAGACAAAAUAAUCGAAACGAAAAAAUAUGAAGUCCAAGACGUUCUGCAGCCAAAACAUUAUACGCAAGAAACAAAGCAUGACGUACCAACAGUGGAGUUACUAUUUAAAGAAAGAAAAGUGAACAUCUCUCAAGAAAAAAUGAAAGAAAAAACAGUGGAAGUUGAUAUGCCGAUAGGAUAUACCCCUGUAUUCUCUCCCAUUUGGGAUGUCCGAGAGAUACCCAGGGUCAUACCAAAAUAUGAAGGAGAGCAAAAAGUAAUUCAAGUGGAAGUUCCUCAAAUUAAAUAUAUAGACAAAUUUGUGGAAAAAGAAAUUAUCGUUGAUGUAAAAGAAAAAAUAAUUCCUAAAAUUACGCAAGUGGAGAAACAGAUUGAUAUUGUAAAAUAUGAGUGGAAGGAAAAAUACCAGGACGUCCCUGUUUGUAAAUACGUCCCUAAGAUAGACAUCGAGUUGGACUGCCCGCCGCCACUCAUUGUGCCCUACCCGGAGGUCCACUUUCAAAACAUGUCCGAGGUUGUGAACCCUAACCAGCGCGCUGCGGACAUCCCCCCGGAGAUACUCCUCAGGAACAGCUCCUUCUUCAAGGAGGGGCGCGAAAACGUAGAGGGGGACGAGAGGAAACAUGGCUACAACUUCCUCGGAGACCACACCUUCCAGCACCGCGGGGAGUACCAAGGCGGCCCCCACGCGAGCGCAUCCAACACGCACGUGGACGCCCUGGUGAAAAAGUCCCUUCUGGACGUCGCGCGGUUGAACUCACAAAACGGAAAAGGCGAAACGCAGCGAAGGGGGUCCCAACCGCUAACCCCAAUGGAACUCAAAAAGAAAAAAAAAAACAACCAAUGGCCCUUUUGCAAUUUUACCAACUGUAACCAAGUGGAAGAAAAAAAACACCUGGAAGACUGCGACCCUAAGACUGGCUACCCCCUAUCCAUGCCUAAAGACUUUGCCGCAUUUUUUAAAAAAGAUUUGAACACGGUUAAGAAGCAAAUGGGGCAGCACACAGACAGCAAGUCUACCCAAUCGAGUAACCUCAUGGAGAAGAGUCCCGUCAACCCUACCAUAGAAUACCUAGGGAAAAUUGAUAAGCCACCCAUUGAUGGGGGAAAACUUGAUCCGAUCUCUUUCAAGUUGCACGCUAUCGAAGUGCAUCAGUUCAUUCCUGUGCCAAGUCUUGCCAAGCCACAAUUUUUGGAUCUAGUACCACCUGAACAGGUUCAGAAUAAUGAUAUUUCGUCUCUCCAAAAUGUGUUUGGACAAGUUCCCGAGGGAUGGGUAGACCCAAACAUUACAGGCUUCAUUGCGCCCAUGAUGUAUGACGUGUUGCAGGGGAAUGUCCAGCCGCAAAGUCCCUUAUUUAACAAACUCAGCAUGGUGAAGGACGAGAGGGGAGUCUCCUACCCUUCUGUGCGUGCCGCGCGAGAGAGGGAAAGCACCGCUGGGAGUUACCACCGUGGAAUGAGUGUGCAACGCGGCGAUCACUACGAGCAGAUGCACAUGGCGAAUACGCAUGGGUCCACGAACAGCUUCGUGCACUACAACACCAGUUCGUCGCUCAACUACACCAAUGAGAAUGACGAGUCGUAUGAAACGGUGAUGAACUGA